CCUGGGCUUUAUGGUAGGGAGCGUGCCUUGGAAUCUGCACGUGUUCGGCGAAACACGAAGGAAAUUGGACAAAUAUACCACAAAGAUGUUUCUUUUUGGACUGUCCCGUGUGCCUCGGAGUGGACAGGUUGUAAUGUGAGGUAUUGAACUCGUGACAUGAUGAAUAAAAGAAGAGAAGCGGAUGUGUUGGUGCUAGCUAAGAGCAUGGGAGCUAGCGUUAGCUGAGAACAGCAUGUCCAGACAUGUCCCUGCACGAAUGAAUGAAUACGGACACACCACGUUACACCAGUUACUCUAUUUUUUAUGACAAAUAAAAUGGAUUACCAGUUCCCAAAGCAACUUUUCCCUUCGUUCUACAACUGCGGACCUCCAGACCUGGUCCUGAAACACUGCGCAGGAAACUGGGGCUGCUACGACCGAGUCCGACCUCAGGGCGGUUCUGGUCCUCUCUCCAGCUGGACAUUUACCUCCAGGCAUCAGGUCGGAGGGGAGGCAUGGCGUCACACGGAGCCGGUACCAGUUCCCCUCCUGUCCCCUAAAAACUCUUUCCCCUGGCUUUCGACGCCUCCAGAUCCACAGGAUUUCACCGAACAUAUGCAGAACUUCUUCAUGGACCACUGCCAGGACGCCUUCGGGAGCAUCAGUGGAAUUCUGAGUGAAAACUUAAACUUAAAACCAGGACGAAAAGGGAAAUCUCGCAGCGACUCCGUCUACAUGACGAAAAUGGAAAACAUCAUCAAAAAGGUGAAGCUCAAAAGGUGUCCGUUCUCCUUUGACUCCACGGUGCUGGACAGGUACGGCACCCUGCUGUCGGACGUGCUGCCCGCCGUGCCCCCCGAACUGCUGGGCUCCCUGCUGUACGAGGAGCUGGAGGAACAGAGGGAACGCAUGCUGUUCUGUGAAGCAGCCACAGGGGGCGCUCUGGCCUUCAUCCCUUUCUCACAGAGCGGCAGCGACCCUCAGCGCGGCUGCCUCCUCUACCCCGGGAACCAGGGGCUGGACUUCCUCAACUUCCACCGGGUGGAGCUGCAGCAGCACAGAGGGACCCCCUCCUGUUUGGACGCCAGCAGCUGUGAGCUUUCGACCUUCCAGCUGCAGGGCCCCGUCAGACAGAUCAGCGCCGCCUCGCUGAUCAAUGACUGUUGUGUGGCAGUGCGCUCGGAUCACCUGUGUGGAGUUUGGAGGUUCAGUGAGGGAAACAAGCCUCAGCUGAUGGAAGUGGUCAACACUAAAGAGGUCGGGACCUGCAUCAGUGUCAGUCCUCAUGUUCUGGGUGAAGUUCUGGUGGCGAGUGAGAGCGGAGCAGUGAACCUGUGGACCGUCGGCAAAAGGAUGCAGAAGGUCCGGAAGGAGGAGGAGUACCUGUACUUCAACGCCAAGUCUUCGUGGCGAUGGUGCGAGUUCUCCGCCCAUCCCAGGGUGAUGCAGUAUGCGGACAGGACGGGGGUGGAGCUCUGUGACAUCCGGAUGAGUCCCGUCUCAAAUCACACUCUGUUUCGUAUCGGCAACACCUCAGAGUGUCGCAGCGGAGAGAGACUCAUCCUGUCCAGAUACCUGGCAGACGUCCACCCCUUCCACCACCUCAUCACCACUCAGUACUCGGCCUACAUCAUGGACGAGCGUUUCCCCUGCAUGCCCGUGCUCAAGUGGGAUCACAUGAUGCAGUCUCCGCCCAUGUUCUGUCACACUGUCCCGGGCUCCGACCCCUCCAGGACCGCCAAGGUGCUGCUGGGCUCCCACAGCUCGCAGGAAAUCACCCUGCUGCAGUACUCAGGAGGGAGAGCAGAAGCCUGUUCCAGUCGGGGUCCUCCUCAGGCACUGCUCAGACCCAGGGACAGCCUGAGACACCUUCCUGUCCAAAUCCCCCACCGCCUGGAGCUUGCCACCAGCAGACUGUCUAUACCGGCGGCAGGUCUGACUUGUAUCCACAAGAGAGGAGGAGGUGGUGAGGAGUGUAUCUGUAUCCUGCAGCUGACGGAGGCAGGGGAUAUUUUCUACCAGAUCCUGGAGCCCGAGCAGCCACACACCCCUCCACAGGCUCCGGAAAGAAACACACCUUCAGGGAUAAAAGUAGCCGAGCGACCACCGCAUUCUCUCAAUCUCACAUCGGCCACAUCGAGCGACGAAGACAUCAUCGGCCCUAAUCAGGUGCUGAGCUACGUGCCUGAAACUCCGGAGAGGGAACGACCAGAACUGGAGAUUUACUCUUCCUCUAGCGAGUCCGAGUCCCAGAGUAAGACUCGUUACAUGAAGCGUCUGCAUAUGCAGCUGCAGGUCAUCGACAAUGUCAACGUGGAUCAUGGGAAUGAAUCGGAUACAGCGGGUGUGAGUGCAGAGACAGUGAGUGAAGAAAAAGCUGAGAUCCCAGAGGAAUCCAGCAGGAUGGAGGAACCCAGCAGCAGCGUCCAGAAGCUCAGUGACGGUGUUGUGGUCACGUGGAAACAGUGGCUGCAGAAAUUGAUGCAAAAGAGUCGUGAGAAUAAGCCCCGCCCACAGCGCAGGCAGCCCUACAAGGUCCCGACUGAAGACCUCCUCCACCUGUCUGGCGUUCAAGCGAGAGGAGAGGACUCUGCAGAGAAGGAACGCAUGGAGAACCUGAGGCGGGAUCUCCGAGCGUGCAUGACUAGUCGCUCGCUGCUGGUUCACAGCGCCGUCUCCGCCUCCCUCGGGGAUCAGGAGGUGGUGGCAGUGCCCAACGCCGUGGAUACCGACACAUGGAAAGAUCCGACGAGCGAGCGCUUCACGGUGUCCUGGCAGGGCGAGGGGGCCUGGCAGGCGUGGUGGGAGGAGAACCUGGGGCUGAACCGGGGGAAGAAGGUGGAGGCUCUGAGGAGGAAGAGGAAGAGGGAGAAGGAGGCGAGGAGGUCGUCUAGUCAGCAAUCGGUGCUGUCCGGCAGCUUCACCUCGUCCCUCUGCUACCAGUCGGACCUGAGCGACUUUUCAAAUCUGUCCGGCUGGUCCUCCACCGCCAGCCAGGGGGUGUGGUCCGACAGCGGGGGGGCACUGUCCCAGGCGGAGGACUCGAUCGAGAAUGGGUCGCGACGGGCUACGACACCCUCAUCCGUUCAAACAGACGCUCCAGUCCCCACGCUGACCCCCACGCCGACCCCCACGCCUCAGAGGGAUAAACAAGCAAGCCAGACCCCAAGCAGCACUCGCGCCCCGCCCCCUACCCCAAAGAGUCUGAAGAAGAGCAAACGCCAGACAGACUACCUCAGCGCUCUGUUCGCUCCGCAGGAUGAGCCCUCGCAGCACGGCGGUUAUUUCCUGGAAGAGGACAGCACGGUGCACCACAAGCCUCCACCUGUGGCCUCGUCCUCCUACCAGCUCCACAGCUCCCAGUCCGCCUCUCUGAGGAGCGUCAGGACCGGUUUCUCCCAGUCCCUGACCCCCUCCCGGUCCCUGACCCCCUCCCAAAGCUCCCAGGGGAGACCGGGGCUUUCCCAGACAUCACAGACCAAGAAGAAGAAGCCUCGGAUGGGAUUCUGAUUCAUCGGUGUCCGCCAGCAUUUGGAAUAGCUGUUGUUGAGAGCCUCGAGUGUUUCUCCUCUGGAUUUAUUAUGGUAGCAUGCAUUGGAUCUGAUCAAGGAUGGACUGACUGGAAGAGGACCAAUGGCUCUGUCCCUGAAGACGUUUGGUAGGAACUCAUUACCUUUGUUUUGUGCCUUAUGGUUAAUGAUGGACGUGUGAGUGUGUGUGUGUGUGUGUGUGUGUGUGUAAAGAAGGUCAAGUGACGCUGCUGGAUUCCUUUUUAUCUGUUCGUUAGGCAUUCACACAGCUGAUGAUGGUUCACUUCAUUCCUUAUCACUCCUCGUUACAGAGAUGGGAUGACACGGUCGGCUGAUAUGGAACAGGAGGAAAGAGAUAAGAAGCUAACCGGAGGUCGCUGCUCUCCGGCGGGCGUUUAGGGAUAUGGAAGUCUUAAAAGUCUUUAAAUUAAAGCUGAGGAGCAACAUUUCACAAUGAAUGUCAAACGAGUUGAGAGAAAAAAAGGGUGUUUGUUGGAAUUUUUUAAAAAAAACGUGUGUGUGUGUGUGUGUGUGUGUGUGUGUGUGUGUGUGUGUGUGUGUGUGUGUGUGUGUGUGUGUGUGUGUGUGUGUGUGUGUGUGUGUGUGUGUGUGUGUGUGUGUGUGUGUGUGUGUGUGUGUGUGUGUGUGUGUGUGUGUGUGUGUGUGUGUGUGUGUGUGUGUGUCAUCCAACAUGUAUCUUUUCUUUCUCAGACCUCCCUCCCUUAUUUUUUUACUUUGUAAAUGAAAGUGCGACUUGCACUUCUGUAUGGAAUCGUUUUACAUCUGCUUUGAAUAAAACGGAAAGGAUUUGGUAGAAAAGAUCUGGGUUGUUAUUGAAAAACCAAGGAAAACGUUCAUAAUACUGUGGGUCUUUCCCACGCCUGACUUUAAAUAAGUAGUAUUAGUUGCUAGGCAGAUUAGGAUGAAUGAUGGUAAAUAUAAUCUCCCUUAAAUCAGACUGUAGUUCACCUGCAGUAAAUCCAGCAGCUACCCUGCAGUAUACAAAGCCAUUCAAACUAGCUGCACCUUUACCAGCUCUGAGAACACUUUAAUGAUCAAUCAUUAUAAAACAUAUCAGAGAUAUUAUUCUGAAAUGGACCAAUCAGACAAUGACUACUUUUACUGUCGCUACUUUAAGUACAUUUAGAGGAGAGUACUUUCUACUUUCACUGGAGGAACAUUUAGAAUA
Molecule: messenger RNA, 4698 nt
Organism: Eleginops maclovinus (Patagonian blennie)
Lineage: Eukaryota; Metazoa; Chordata; Actinopteri; Perciformes; Eleginopidae
Gene: taf1c
Product: TATA-box binding protein associated factor, RNA polymerase I subunit C
Exons: 15
Coding region: 304-3489 (1061 amino acids)
Biological process (GO): transcription by RNA polymerase I
Cellular component (GO): fibrillar center
Molecular function (GO): protein binding; RNA polymerase I core promoter sequence-specific DNA binding
Source: RefSeq, a predicted model, not a curated record